CGUGUUCUCAUUAACCAGAGAGCACGGGUUGCGGUUGGGGGAACAGGCCACCUUGCCAUGACUAGGCAGAUUUGACAAAUACCCCCAAGCCUGUUAAAGGGUUAAUAUUGGGUUGCUGGGGAGUUUUGUAUGUUGCUAAAUUCAGGGGAGGGGUAGAGUCUAUAAAUAUAGGGAGCCAGAGGUUGGACUUCCUCUUGGCCGUUUUGCUUUCGGAUCAGGAGCUGCUUUGAGACGGUUGUACUGUUUUCUUACUUUUGAUUGCUGGGGCCUAGUUUGGUGUCCUUUUCCAAUUGUCCUGCCUUAUUUAAUUCCCUUAAUCUAUUUGAUUCCCCAUCCCAUUCCCCCUCCCCCGUACCUCCCCACCAUCCCCUAAAUUGUAUUCGUUUUAUUUAGGUCCCUUCUCAUUUAUAAAGGGGAAGGGGCCUAUAGCAAGGCUAGAGGGUGGGUUCCCCCCCCCGGCCUGCCAGGCCCGGCCUUGGCUUAGGCUUCGGGAUUUCCCCCGGAGUUCGGGGCGCCCGCUCCCGGCUUCCCGCUGCGUCAGGGCCUGGCUUUCUUUUCGUUCUUAGUAAACGAACAAAUCAAAGCUAAACAAUCUCCCCCCCAUCCGCCCCAUCCCCCCCCUUGUGAGCCGCGCGGGCCUAAUUGGGGUCCCGCGGAGUCCCGAAGCCCCUUCCCUUACCUGGAGGUCGUCCCCGUAUAUUCUAGGCCUUUCGCGGCUCCGGAGCGCCGCUGUGGGUUGGAUCCUUCCCGGCUGCUACCGGGGCUGUGAGGGGAGGGCGUCCUAGUGGGCCGCGUGGCCUGAGCGGCGCUGAUCGCGUGGAGCUCGCGUCUGGCUCCGGGGCGUCAAGGGUCCGUUUUUAGGCCCACAGGGGCGCAGGAGGCGCCGCCGGGGAGUUACCGGCGCCUGGCCUAGUAGGCCGCUCGGCGCGAGCGGCGCGGGAGGGCGCGGCGGGUGCCCGGCUCAGGCGGGUCGGCGCGGCGGAACCGGCGCGAUCGGCGUGGGGGGGCUAGGCCCUUGGUUUCCUGGCCUUCCCCCAUUCUUCCGCCGUGCGGAGCACCGGGGCCGCUUCCCUGGGAUCGGGGGUGACGGCCCGCGCCUCUGCCCGCCAGCGCAGCUACAGCAAGCACCGCGAGAGGAGAAUUCCUCGUGGUGGCUGCUGUUCCUCCUGAUUAUUCCCCCUGGUGGUCAAGUUAAUAAUUGCAGCUAGACUCUAGGCUGGGAGCUCCCCCUGGUGGCUCAACCCAGCAUUACAGCUGUUGUGUGAGCGUGGGGACUGUCGGGUGCCCCCUGCUGGAGAAGCGGGGAAUUGCAUCUAAUAAUUUGUUUAAUCCACCAUUGGUUUAAUAGGCAUUGAAGUAAUAAAUAAUAAAAAAUAAUAUCGGAUUAAAUAAAUUAAUGAUUUAAAUAGAUACAUUUUAUUUAGAUAAAUAGAUAAAUAGAUAGACAGAUAGAUAGAGAGAUAGAUAAUAUAGAUUGCCUUGGAUAUUGGACGUUGUUGCUUUAGUAAUUAUUUUGUUAUUUAUCCGGCAUUUUGCAGUAUUGUUGCCUUCUCUGGAAUUCAUUAUCUGUUUCUAUUAGCGACGCCAGGUUGUGGCGUUUGUUAAUUCUCUUUGAUUUCAUAUAGCAGGUAUGGCUCCCAAGAAGGUUGCUGCUCGUCCCGGCCCAGCUUCUGGUGCAAAGCGGCCUAUUAGGGGUCCAUCGCAGGCGCUUCGCUCUCCCGCCCCGAGACAACCCGCGGGAAGGGUGCAAACGUUGGUGGAAAGUAUGGCCGGCAAUCCGGCGGCUUUGUCUCGUUUCGCAGCCCAGAUGGAUGGCCUCCUUCAACACUGCUCUGCUCAGCCUUCCACGUCUGGCAGGCGUCCUCGCCAUGUGGUGUCGUCGUCCCCAGCGUCGCCGUCAUCUAGUGAAGAUGGGAGAGACGGAUCAUCUAAGGGUUUGAGGACUGAUUCCCAAUUAGCCCAGCCCCGCGACUCACCUGUUCCUCGGGGCCGUUCACGGAGGCCACGGAGUUCCUCCGGGAGGGCUGCGAGGAGCCAAAAUGUUGUAGCAGCUUCCGCCCGCCGAGGUGUGCACAUCCAAUCUUCUGACGAGGUGGCGUCGGGUUCCGGUCUCUCACUUGUUGUUUCUCCUCAAGCAGCUCCAGGUGCAGCACAGCUGAGCCCUGAUUCUGAGGCUUCCGUUGAAGAUAGCUUGCCAGUUCCUGCCAGGAGGUCUUCGGGCGGGAAGCGUCGCCGCAGAAGGUCUUCCCGGAAACGUUCCAAGCGAAGAAGGGCCGAAUCGUCUUCUUCGUAUACUGGUCUGGCGGCUGUUCGCAUCUGGUUGGUGGGACAUAGCAUCAUCCAUUGGGCUCGUGUCGCAGCAAGGCAGUCCGGAUUGGGUCCAGGUCUCGGCUUCCCUCCACAUGUGCAGUUGUCGUGGGUGACCAGACGGGGUAUGCGCUGGUCGGAGUUCCUGCCGAGGAUUCGGAGCCAGUUGCUCUUGGAAGGGCCACCCUCGGCUAUUGUGGUACAGUUGGGUGAGAACGACCUGGUAUCCGUGGACUGUCUCUCACUGCGUGCUGCAAUUUUAAGAGACUUGGAGACGCUGCGAACCUUGGUGCCGUCAGCUAAAUUAUUUUGGUCUAAGCUGCUGCAACGCCGCAGCUGGGUGGGCAGUUUUUGCCCUGCAGCCACAGAAAGGGCCAGAAAGCGUAUCAAUUCUGCGGUGGUUAAGAAGAUUUUUGAGUUGGAUGGUGAUGUGAUUUCCCAUCCGGCGAUACUGUUUCAAGCUACGCCCCUUUUUAGGGAUGAUGGGGUGCACCUUUCUGCCGCGGGGAACGAGGCUUGGCUAGGUGCAGUGGUGGCUAAGCUAAGGGCUUGGCUGGGGGUGUGAGUGGUUUGGCGGUGAGCUUGAGGCUCCAUGGCGGUUAGGCAUUGGUUAAGGUGGUUCUUGGAGGGGUAAG
This is a messenger RNA of Podarcis muralis (Common wall lizard), 2942 nucleotides long. The record is from RefSeq and is a predicted model, not a curated record. Lineage: Eukaryota; Metazoa; Chordata; Lepidosauria; Squamata; Lacertidae.